AACAACAGACUGGUAUCAGCACAAGUGUAAAUCUCACCUUCCAAUGACUCAAAUGAAUGAGUUUCCUCAUUGUACCAACACUUUCCCGAUCACUUCAGAGCUCAGGUCCAUCCGUCUGAGUUGGUAGCCGUUUUUAGUGAACUUCAAAGUUCGCUGGUAGAACUACAGACUACAUGCACAACGUACACGUAGAUCUACGUUUCUGCCCCAGAAUUACUACGUAAGCUUUGUUUUGCUGUUGGAAUUUUGAAUGGCCACAAUGCUCUCACAGCUGAGGUGUAAUCGACUAGUGUCAUCAGGACUCCGCUGUUCCCCAGUUCAGCUGACUAGGGUGUUCCAUGCUACACCAGUGCAGAGCACAGCUGAGCAGCAAACGAUCGAUGUGGAGCCGCUGCUGUAUGCCACGCACAUACCCACAUCAUGUCCAGAAAAGGCGCUGUUAGCGACUGGUUCAGCUGCAAUGGCACUGUACGAUCCAACCCGAGAUGACAUGGUGGCUGCACUGGGCGAGACCACUGGAUUACCUGCGUUGAGGGCCAUGCUGAGGCGUAUGCGGUGUGACAGUGUAGGACAAGAAAUACUACGGAUCAAGCCAGUUGUAAACACGAAGACUGUGGACAUGGAUCGACUUCGUCAGCUACCGCCCGACACAUUUGGCUACGCGUAUGCCCAGUUCAUGGACUCUCAUGGUUACUCGCCGGAUGAGCGGCCGCCCGUCAAGUACGUGGAUGAUGCAGAGCUGGCGUACGUCAUGCAGCGCUACCGCGAAGUGCACGACUUCAUCCAUACGUUGACUGGCCUUCCCACCUCUGUAUAUGGCGAGGUGGUGGCCAAAUGGUUUGAGAUGUUGCAAACUGGUUUGCCAAUGUGUAUGCUCAGCUCCUUCUUCGGCCCCUUGCAGUUGACGUUCAGUGAACAGUUGCAACUACUUGGAAAAGGUGUGCCGUGGGCAAUUCAAGCCAGUUCAGAAGCCCAGUUCUUUAUGAAUGUAUACUAUGAGCGACACUUUGAGGAGCCUUUGGACAGUUUGAGAGCAAGAAUGCGUGUACAGUCUCCUAAUUUACAAUGAUACAUCAAACUGCUAUAAUUCCAGCCGUUCAUAAAUACUUGUCAUGGUUAAAAGCAGUGAGAAGUCAGAUCUGCUGUCAUUGAUUAAUAAAAUGAAAAACCAAAAUAUAAAAGCAGAGACAAAGAGACGCACACCAAUGUCACCACCCAGUGUGAUACGGCUGAAAGAAAUCUAUUACUGCCAAUCAGUGGAUGGAAUUGCUAGCGUAUUGGUGCGCUCCUUGUCCCGUGAAAGAGCGCCUUGUGACGUUGACCCUAAUGAAGUAGUUGCGGUGGCUGAGUUGUGCACUGCCACUGUCGACGUUGUUGGUGUACGUGUUGUGCGCCGGCACGACGCCUUUCGGAUAAUUGCUUUGCGCAGCAUUGACACCUUCUCCUCCAGGGAGAAGCCCAUCAAGUCUUUGCGCGUGAUGAUACCCACAACUCUGCGCACAUUCAGAAGAGCAGUGCAAGCAGCACAGCCAUGUCAGUGAAAAACAAUAGUCCUGGACAACAGAUACUGUGAACAUAGACAGUUCCACUAUGCUCAUCCUAUGCGUAGUGCUCUCACACUCUUUCACAGGGAUUAGAACUGCAUUAUAUGCCACAAAUAGUGGAUUUUUCCUUGACACAAAGUUUUUUUCAGCUGAUCCACAGGAGCAUGUUACCAUCACUAAAAAUACCACUUAGGGAGCAUCUCAUAAGUUCGCACUUUUUUUGUAAACGUAACGCAUUUCGAAUAGACUUUACCCCCCUACCUCCCCCCACUAUUUGAAAGUCUUAUCGCACAUUUUCCGUGUACAUGUACAUGUAGAUAUACUACUGUACAUGUCCAUGCAUGCCAUGGUAUGCACAUGUACAUGUACAUGAAUGUCUUGCUAGCGUGGAAGUGAAUGGCGUACAGUAGUACGGUACUACUACUAGUACUACAUGUAGUACCGCAUCUACUGAGUACAAGUACAGUACAACCAAUGACAUGUACACGCACAUAAACAGAGUUUCUCCACAAAGACUGUACUGUGAAAGCUGGCCAGGUACACGGUUUGAUAAUGUUGGUGUGACAUUUGACACCUCUGAUUAGCCUGCAUGAUUGAUUGCAUGCAGUGCAGGGUUAGCUGAUCUGCGAACAUACUACAGGUAGAUCUACACCUAAACACCAUGAACCAUGAACACACCCUGCUGAAGCGGUCUAGCACAUGCACCAUAUGUGCACAGCACACAACCAGAAAAUGUGCGAACUGUCAUUUUUCUAUUCGAAAAGGGCGCUACCCCCCUACCCCGUUUCGAAAUGCGUUACGUUUAGAAAAAAAUGCGAACUUAUGAGAUGCUCCCUUAGGGGUCGUCCGUAUUUUUCGAAAAAUUAAAAAAUCCGUCCUCAGGCAGAAAGCUAGAGGGGGUGGGUGGUCAAGAGCGCAGGCGGAAUUUAAUUUUUUGAUUUUUCGUACUUUUUUUUUUUUCGUCAGUGACUUUCAUACACUUGUUGCACUGACAUGUAGUGCACUGUAGACGUAGUGUAGGAUCGCAAACACUAGCAUGAUUAUACCGGUACAUGACUCUUUUUUAGUUGUAGGACGUGCAUGGCCGUCGGUAGACCUCCUACUCACUUUACUUAGCUACUAGUACUUGACAUACAUGUACAUGGAGGUGCAAUCAGUGAACAUGGGGUCAGGACUCAGGAGUUCUUAUUUUCGAGCCGGGCAUUGGUAAAAAUCAAAAAAUUAAUGGGAAAAAAUGGGAGGUGGGUGGGUGGGUCAGAGACAAUUUUGCACGAGGACGGAUUUUUUAUUUUUUUUAUAAUUACGGACGACCCCUUACUUCACAAAAGUUUUUUUUGUCUUUAUAAUUAAUAUCCAAUCUGUGAUAUGAACUGAACUGAUUCCAAUUCUAGUGAAUGUUGAUUGACAUCUUCACUUUUUAUUACCCUCACUUGCACUGGAAAGACGAUUUAAUCUGGCUUUGCAAAAAAAAUAUUAUGUUGUUUUCUUGUGGUGGUGAAGUUCAAAUUUUAUUCAGCCUUGACCAUGAAAGUUAUGGCUUGCUGAUAAAACUCCGGCAGUGCUUGCAAUCAAAACUGUGAAUGGUGGAUUCAUUUGUGUUUACUUCAAUUACCGGUAUAAAGUAA
Molecule: messenger RNA, 3169 nt
Organism: Sycon ciliatum
Lineage: Eukaryota; Metazoa; Porifera; Calcarea; Leucosolenida; Sycettidae
Product: ubiquinone biosynthesis protein COQ4 homolog, mitochondrial-like
Exons: 7
Coding region: 251-1069 (272 amino acids)
Biological process (GO): ubiquinone biosynthetic process
Cellular component (GO): mitochondrion; mitochondrial inner membrane
Source: RefSeq, a predicted model, not a curated record